This is a messenger RNA of Homarus americanus (American lobster), 1036 nucleotides long. Its product is annotated as protein argonaute-2-like. NCBI's taxonomy places the organism in Eukaryota, Metazoa, Arthropoda, Malacostraca, Decapoda, Nephropidae. The record is from RefSeq and is a predicted model, not a curated record. Gene Ontology annotation, molecular function: RNA binding; protein binding.
AUCCGAAGCCUCCACCUAGGACAGAUGUUGGCUCUAAAGGCCUGAAAAUUAACCUGGAGACAAACUAUUUUCCAAUCAGUGUUAAAAAUAAGUUUGCAGAACUGGUUCAUUAUGAUGUCUCUCUAAAAAAACACAACAAAGAUGCAAAUCUUCCACGAAAAACGAAAAUGGAGAUAUUUGAAAAAAUGAAGAUGAUAUAUGAAAAGGAUUUCAAGAAUUACCCACUUGCUUAUGACUCAGAAAGGAAUGCAUACAGUGUGGGUGUCAUCCCUGCUCUUCAAACUCCUGAUUGCCAGAGUACUUAUGAGAUUGACCUUGAGGAAUCAGAUGGCAAGAGGACACAAUACAAAAUUUCACUAAUGGUGAGACAUCGUGCCAACCUCCAGGAACUUACGGAGGCACUUAACUGCUCUGCUCGUGAACAGAAGACACUUCCAUUAAACAUAUUUCAGAUGGUUGAAGUAAUGUUUCGUCAUUAUCGGGCCAUUAAGUAUGAAUUGGUUGGUCGUCGUAACUUCUACUCAGCAGGAGGAGAGUUUGGAACGCCAUAUCCAAUUGGAUGUGGCAAGGAAGGUGUGACUGGUUUUUUUGGGUCGAUGAGGCCUGCAUCUUGGAAGGAUGGAUCUCUCUUACUGAAUAUUGAUGUUGCACACACAGCAUUCUAUAAAGAACAACCUCUUCUGAACUUUAUUCAAGACUUCAUGAAUUUUAGGGAAGAUGAUUUUCAUAGACCAUUAGAGCCAUUUAAACGAUCAAAACUUUUGCAAGAACUAAGAAAUAUUAGGGUGCAAGUUACACACUCCAAUAUCCCUCGCACUUACAAGAUUAUAGAUGUUUCAGAACAUUCUGCUGAGAAACAAACAUUUCCUUUAAAAGAUGAGAAUACUGGGAACACAGUUUACUGCACCAUUGAAAACUACUUCAAGAACCAAUAUGGAAAAAAUAUUAAGUUUCCAAAGUUGAACUGUGUACAAGUGUCUCCUGCUGAAAGGAAUGUGUUUAUUCCAUUUGAGGUAUGAUUGUAAUUGUGGUAUAU